This is a messenger RNA of Salvia miltiorrhiza (redroot sage), 899 nucleotides long. Its product is annotated as putative germin-like protein 2-1. The record is from RefSeq and is a predicted model, not a curated record. NCBI's taxonomy places the organism in Eukaryota, Viridiplantae, Streptophyta, Magnoliopsida, Lamiales, Lamiaceae. Gene Ontology annotation, cellular component: cell wall. The transcript has 2 exons. The coding region runs from base 61 to 711 and encodes 216 amino acids. Gene Ontology annotation, molecular function: manganese ion binding.
AACUAAACACAUCCCACUCUGAAAUUUGCUCAAGUUCAGUUUCUCUUAGUUUGAUCGAUCAUGGCGAUGAACAUCCUCUUGAUUAGCGCGAUCGCCCUAUCUUUCACCUUUCUUGCACUCGCCUUCGAGCCGAGCCCAUUGCAGGAUUUCUGCGUCGCAGAUCCUACCAGCUCAGCAAGAGUGAAUGGCCAAGUUUGCAAAAACCCUGCUUCAGUUGUAGCAAACGACUUCUCCUUCAGCGGACUGCAUAUGCCCGGGAACACCUCGAACCCUAACGGCUCGAGGGUGACCGCAGUCACAGUAGCCCAGUUGGCGGGGCUCAACACCCUCGGAAUCUCCAUGGUGCGCAUUGACUACGCGGCGUGGGGAAUCAACCCUCCCCACACUCACCCGAGAGCCACCGAGAUCUUGACGGUCAUUGAAGGUUCACUUGAAGUAGGGUUUGUGACCUCCAAUCCUGACAAUAGCCUCAUCACAAAGACCCUUCAGAAGGGCGAUGUUUUCGUGUUCCCGAUCGGACUCGUUCAUUUCCAACGCAAUGUGGGGACUAAAAAUGCAGUUGCCAUAGCUGCAUUGAGCAGCCAGAAUCCAGGAGUGAUCACCAUUGCCAACGCUGUUUUCGGGUCGAAGCCCGACAUUAGUAGUGAUAUUCUCGCCAAGGCCUUCCAGGUUGAUAAGACUGUUGUGGAUCAGCUCCAGACUAAAUUCUAGGAUUCCGCCAUGAACUCAAAUCAACCAAUCAGAUUUCUCUCUUCUAAAUCAUAUUUGGUCUGAGUUUUAUUGUGUGAUUUGUUGUUGUAGUUUUCUUAAUUUCCUUAAUUAGCUUUUUCUGCGUGUGUAACAGGUUUUUAUUUUCUUGUUGUUUGAUGCUUGAAUAGGAAAAAAUUUCUUUGAUUCUC